CGUACCUUACGGAAGCAUGAGACGAGAUACCUGUACAUGGCAGCAGGGUAACAAAAAACAAUAACGCCAUAAAUGAUGGAUGCAAGGGCAAUCACCCGCGACUUCGCCGCGCAGCGCUUGUUGGCAUUCACCUCAGAAAAUAAGACUCAUUCACUCACGCGAGUCGCAAAAUAAGCAUCCACUUUCCUUCCAUUUACCAAGCAGAAACCAGCUCUCUCUCGACCGCCCCCAUCCGUCAAGUCACGAGGGCUUCGAAGCAGGGUCCAAAUGGAGAGACGGGGGGGGCCAUCUCCACCUCCUCUCCGCCCCCCGAUUAUGCCUCAAACCCACGCCGUUCUUACCUGUAGGAAUUCCAGAACAGACGGAAACAGUACCUACUAGUAUGAGGUGCAUGUUGCUCUCUCUCUCCCUCUCCACAUUUCCAGGGCUUCAUUCCCGUUGGAGAACACUGAGAAAAGGGGUCCUCAUACCCGCCCUUCCAUUCCCGUGGUCUUCAACAUGGUCUGCAAAUCAUUGGCCCUUGGUGGCGCGAUCCGCGGACCCUCGGAUUCUAUGUACCCCCGCCUGGGCCGAAGAGCCACCAAGUGCCGCCUAUGUCGACGUCAUCGCCUGGUUGUCGCUCUUCUGCUCGGCCAUGAAUGGCAACAUGCUGAUGGCUCGGAUCAAUGGUUCUGUCCGACCGGGCCGGCCAUUAGGAAACAACACACGUCGUUUUUGUCUACCCAGAGUUCGGAAACUUCGCGGGUCAUUCUCUGUAUACCACAUCGGUCGCUGAGGCAAACAUCGUAUCUGUAAUCAAACCGUGAUUCAAAGCUGCAUAUGCAAGCAUCGUGUUAUAUACAUACAAAUAUCUCCCCCCGAUCCAUUUCAUUGUUUGAUCCAAAUUCAAGCCCACGCAGGAAAGCAAUCAAGAAAGAAAAACAAGAGCAUGAUCCCCGCACCAC
This is a messenger RNA of Colletotrichum navitas, 944 nucleotides long. RefSeq lists its product as uncharacterized. The coding region runs from base 80 to 775 and encodes 231 amino acids. The record is from RefSeq and is a predicted model, not a curated record. NCBI's taxonomy places the organism in Eukaryota, Fungi, Ascomycota, Sordariomycetes, Glomerellales, Glomerellaceae. The transcript is spliced from 2 exons.